This is a messenger RNA of Nicrophorus vespilloides, 1586 nucleotides long. Its product is annotated as facilitated trehalose transporter Tret1-like. The transcript has 3 exons. Gene Ontology annotation, biological process: transmembrane transport. Gene Ontology annotation, molecular function: transmembrane transporter activity. Gene Ontology annotation, cellular component: membrane. The record is from RefSeq and is a predicted model, not a curated record. The coding region runs from base 159 to 1568 and encodes 469 amino acids. NCBI's taxonomy places the organism in Eukaryota, Metazoa, Arthropoda, Insecta, Coleoptera, Silphidae.
UUGAUAUGGAUCAAUCGCACUCAUUGAAUAAACGCUGAUAGUUCUUUUACUAUAAGCGUAAGUUUAUGAGUGGAUCGGUUUUGUAUCGUACGCACUGAUUAGUUACUGAUCACUGUUUAUAUUUUUGUGUAUUAUAUUUAUAAUAUUGAUGAAAAGUGAUGAGUGCGAAGAGGAAUGGUGGUCAUAUGGAAAGCUUUCUGGAAGAGAAGCCAGAGGAAUUCAAUCCAUUUUUCCGGCAACUCUUAGCAUCCAUUGGACCGAUCCUGAUCAUCAUCUCUAACGGAAUCGUGUGCGGAUAUUCGGCGAUACUUCUUCCUCAAUUGGACAGCCCCACGAGUCCCAUACAAAUCAACAAAAAUGAGCAAUCUUGGAUCGCGAGCAUGGCGCCUUUGCCAAUGGCGCUCGGAUGCUCGCUGGUUGGCUGGGAAAUGGACAGAUUUGGCAGGAAGAUCAGCCUAAUUUUGAACUCGGUUGUGCUCAUCCUAGGCUGGAUCAUCAUCUAUUUUUCGACUUCGGUGGUUUACCUUCUCAUUGGACGCGCCAUUACUGGCUUCUGCAUUGGCGGUACCAGUCCGGUGGCUUCUUGCUACAUGGCCGAGGUGACCUCGCCUAAAUACAGAGGAUUGUUUCUUUCCUGCUUCGGAUCUGGCAUCGCAUUUGGUUUAUUUCUUCCACAUUUAUUCGGCACUUUCUGGUCGUGGAACACCACUUCACUUCUGGUUACCAUUUGUCCCAUAAUUUGCAUAAUACUGAUGCCCUUCAUACCCGAAUCGCACGUCUGGUACUUGAAUAAAAAUGAUAUCGUUAAUGCCAAAAAGGCGUUCCAUUGGUUCCGCGGUUCACAAUCGGAAGAAGAACUUGAAGCGAUCCUCGACACGCAAAGCAAAUGCAUCAAGAGAAGUUUUAGAGACUCCUACAAGGAUUAUCUAAAACCAACAUUCUAUAAACCGCUGAUGAUCUUGAACUUGCUCUUCAUGACCGUUCAGUUCUCCGGUAACAACGCUGUUAUAUUUUACUCGGUCAGCAUAAUGCAGGAAACCGUAAAGUCUUUAGAUAAAUACGCCGCGAUGUUAAUUGUAGAUGUGAUCAGGGUGAUUAUCUCGCUGAUUGCCAGUGGGUUUAUACAAAAGUACAAAGUGAGACCACUAAUUAUGAUUUCGGGAUUCGGAAGCGCACUGUCUCUCUUCAUUUUAUCGAUUUGCAUACAUGCGGCUAACAUUUAUCCCGAAAAUAUUGUCAUCGUUUCUUUGCCGUUGUUCGCAUUGUUGAUGUACAUCGUAUUCGUUAGCUUCGGAUUGACUUCGUUGCCAUGGGCACUCUGCGGAGAGCUAUUUCCGGCGGAAACAAAGGGCAUCGGUGGAGCUGUCGGAGCUUGCGUCAAUUUCUUGUCGUUCUUCGUCGUGGUAAAGACGAGUCUCGAUAUGUUCGAACAUUUGGGUAGUAUUUGGACGUUUGCCACCUAUGGAAGUUUUUCACUGAUUGGUACAACCAUAGCGUUUUUCGUUUUACCAGAGACGAAGGGUAGGACGCUCAACGACAUCGAGAAAUAUUUCAAUUCAAAUACUUGAUGUAAAUAUUUCCUAGCC